Molecule: messenger RNA, 1391 nt
Organism: Onthophagus taurus
Lineage: Eukaryota; Metazoa; Arthropoda; Insecta; Coleoptera; Scarabaeidae
Source: RefSeq, a predicted model, not a curated record
UAUUUAUUUAUUUAUUUUCGUGUAAUUCAAGUAAAUAAUACAGUUGUAUAUCGUUAAAUUGAUAAGUAAUAGCAAAAAUCUGUUUCGACACGUGAUAUAGAUUUUGACAUAAAAAAAGGUCUAUUUUUAAUGGUGCUCAAAAAAGAAUUAAUCCUUGAUUGAACCUCUUUCUAAAUCCGGGUUUGCACCUUCAAUAAGUUCCAUAAAUUCAUCGAUUUAUGUCAAUUUUCAUCAUGCGGCCUUUUGAGCGUUAAAUAACACCAUGUCUUCACCAAGCAACCUCAUUUUUACAACUCGAAGGUUGCUGACUCGCAGUAACGUCCGUUAUUGUUUUAACACAACAUUGUGCUAUAAAGACCACUGCCACAUUAUACUUGGGAAAUGCAAACAACAAUUUAGGACUCAUUAUCCCCUUUAUAUUCAGAGAUAUUUUAAGGAUGCUAAAAAUAAAUUGCGGGGUUUUAGCACCGCUUCUGAUAAAGAUUUCUUAAGUAGACAACGCACCAAAGUAACCAAUGAGUUUAAAACUUACAUCGAACAGAACAAGGAGAGGCUAAGAGAUACUGAACAAAGACUUAAAGAGAGGGGUACGAUUAUUUUACAAGAUAUUAAAGAAACUAAGGAUAAAGUUAGAGGAAAAGUGGAAGAAAUUAUUGAGAAAGAAAAUAUUUAUACUAUACCAAAUUUUUUAUGUGUGGCUAGAAUAGCUAUGUCUCCUUAUUUAGGAAUGUUAAUUGUUCAAAGUCAUUUUGAUUAUGCAUUAGCGGUGUUGGGAAUUGCUGCAAUAACUGAUUUAUUAGAUGGUUGGAUUGCAAGAACAUGGGAAGGGCAAUCUUCCAAAAUGGGAAGUUUUUUAGAUCCUAUGGCAGAUAAAGUUUUGAUUGGAACCUUAUUUUUAACAUUAACUUAUGCGGACCUUAUACCUAUUGCAUUAACUACUUUAAUAAUUGGACGUGAUGUUCUAUUGAUUGUAGCCGGUUUUGUUAUCAGAUAUCAUUCAUUACCCCCUCCGCGCACUCUUAGCAGAUAUUUUGAUGUAACUCAUGCUACAGCUCAAUUAGCCCCAACCUUCAUCAGCAAAGUUAAUACUGCCGUACAAUUGAUUUUAGUUGGUUCUACAAUAGCAGCUCCUAUUUUUGAAUAUAUUAAUCACCCUUUGCUUCAAUCUUUAUGGUACAUAACGGGAGGUACAACAAUUGCUGCUGGAAUUAGCUAUGUUAUUUCAAAAAAUACCUAUCGUUUUAUUAAAAACACUAAUAACAUCAAAAAAUAAAUUAAACAGGAAUUGAGACUGGAAGUUUUAUACAAUUUAGCCUAAGUUUAAUGAUAAGUUUAUAUAGAAAGUGUAUAUUACAGUUUAUAGAAAUAAAUUUUUAAUGUGCAUAAUCUUA